UAGAUAAAACCCUCUGCCAGAGAUGUAGCUGACAGUCUGCAGCAUUGCCUCCUCCUGGAAGGAUCAGACUCUUCCUGCACUUCUCUCUGGAGCAGCAGACUUGCCUCAAGGAGACAACAUGAGAAAGCAGACCUACAGUGAAACCUAGUCAUUUGGAGGAGGGAGAAAGAGAAGACAAUCCCAACAACUUCCUCAUUUUUAUAAAGUGCAAACGUUAAGGAGACAAGAGCAAUGGAAACAAAAAAGUGCAUGCCUGCUGAGCUUCAGCCUAGAAGAAGACAAAAUCUUCAGGAGAUGCUGACUGAAGUGGGGUUGUCUGUUGACUACUGGCUGCCUAAGUUUCAGGAAGACCUGGGUGUGACCUGUGCCCAGGCCUUACAGCACUUAGAAGAACAAGACCUCCAGAAGCUGAAGACCCAGACACAAUACACAUGGGAGAAAAAGGCUCUAAAGAAACUGUUUGACCUCUCGCAGACAAAUAGUGUUGCAGAGCUCCAGGAAAAUCUAGGGCAGAUGAUAAAGAAGAGGCAGAAGCAGGCAGAACAGGCACUGCAGGAACUGAGGGCCUUGCAGUCAGAAGGGAAGCACAGAGAGGAAGAGGAAGUGAGGAGGAAAGAAUCAGAGCUGAGGCAAGCAAUGGAGAUCCCUGAAGAGUGCUGGCCAGGGCCUGAAAUGCCCCUAAAAGACAUUACAGAAAUAAUGGAGAGACACCUCAGUCACAUAGAACAGACACUACCAAAUAGUCAAAAUUUCUCAGAUAGAGACUUGCUCAGAUUCAUAUCUGGUGGGCUGGCCCUGCAGGGAAUUUAUAAGACCUGUCACCAAAAGGACCUACUAACAAGGAGAGAAGAACUACUCAGGGUCCCCAAGGAACUGUUCCUCUUUGGACCUGAGCAAGGAAAACGAAUGGAAGCAAAAGAAUUUACAUCUUCUGAAGAAGAAUCUCUGUUCACUGACACUGUGGAGAAGUUCGGUUUCAGGUUAACACUGUCAAACAAAGCUGGAGGCUGGGGAUUUAAUUUGGAAGGUGGAAUGGAUAAAGUCAAGCAAGCCAAGUCCAAAGACAUCCACCAAUCCCAUUCUAAUCACUCUUAUUUCUGCUCAUUGAUGUUCAGCUACAACCCACUAGCCUCCUUCCACUUUUGCAAAGAUCAACUCCAGCUUUCCACCGCUGCUCUUGAGGAACUGAAAAUCAUUGAAGAUCAGCUGGAACACACAGAAGGACCAGACAGAUUCCUUGUAGUCAGGAAAAGGACUGAAAACUUCUUCAAAAGAUUUGGUUCUCAUGCUAAUCAAGGUCCUCUGCACCUUGGGGGAAUCUACUGCUGGAAGGCCAUUUCGGAGGGUUUCAGAAGUGAUCAGUUGGAUCAUGUGAAGCAGCAGAUAGCAGAGGCCUUGGAUAGUUACAUAAGAGGAAGCUACAGUGGCUUUGGAGUUGAAGUUGGUGGAAGGAUGACGACAUCAGAUGCUCACUCAGUAAGAUUCUACAAAAAUGAAACUAAUCAACAGCUCCAAAUCAAAGUCCAAUUAUCUGUGGCCCAGAUAGGUGGACCAGCAGAAGCUAAUGGAAUUGUUGAGUGGAUAACUGGCCUUUGUGCCAGCAACAAAACCUGGUGUGUCAUUGACCAAGAACUUCAACUGGUGCCCGUUUGGAACAUCAUCCUAUAUAACCACAGAAGCAAUUUUAAUGACCCCUUUCUGGUGGCUAGCUGCCUGGCAGACAAUUACUCUGCUCUGACAGGCCUCGAUGCCCAUAUCCAGGCUAAAGAGGAGUUGCUGAGCUCCAUAGGAAAAGCAGAAUAUUUCCUGGAUGAUGUGAAAUCCUGGGUGGUCUCUGACCCUGAACAAAAUCUUAACAACCUGAUGGAUUUUAUGCAAGCAUUGGCUCACAACACAAAAGGUUAUGAUGUUUGGAUUAAUACAUGCCUCACAAAUUGUAAUCUACAGAAUUUUCUCAUAAGCACUGUCAACUUUUGCAGAAGUUCUUACAUUAAAAAAUCUCAGUUUAUUAAAUCUCAGUUUCGCAGUCUUCUAGAACCUCAUGUCUACAAAGUGAAAAACUUUCCUCAGGUGAAGUCGAUCAUGCAGUGGAUCUAUCAGACAGAGUCAGAGGAAAAGCAAGUUAAAAUCACUGAACUGUCUGAAUUUUUAAAAAUUAUAAAAGAAAUCCAAAAAUCUCUUGCAGAAGAAAACAUCACAUCUGAGUCCCCAGAAACAGUGGAAGAGGCUCAAAGAAAGGCUACCUGUGAGGUCACCACAGCUCUUAGCUCCUUCUUGAACCAUCUCAGAGAAGCAGAGCAGCCAGACAUGCAGCUGCUACUACUCUGCAUUGCAGCUGGUGCAGGCUAUCAGCUGGAAAGCAAUGUUUUCCAGCCUCUCCUGGGGUGCACUGAGUUAAAUUUUCUCCUGGAAGAAAUACAAACUGUCCAACACAGGUAUCAGGAGCUAAAAACUAUCUGCACUGACAGGGCACAGGCAUUCCUAGUGCUCAAAGCUCUGACAGCCACAGCUGGACUCUCGGUCAUUUCUCCACAAGAAAACGCACAGCGCUUGGCAUUAACAAGGCAACAUAUGGAGCACUUACUGUCUACAAAAGUUGCAAAUGCCCUCACAGAAUUUGAAACAGAUCAUGAUUGGGAGAAUCUAGAGAAUAAUUUGAGAUUACUCAUUGAUGGAAACUAUGAAGACACCAUCACAUCUUUGCAGAUGGAUGAUGUGAAAAAUCAAUUGCAAAGUCUCCUGAAUGAAAGGAAAGAAACUUAUGAACAACAAAAUGAUGAUAACAAUGAAAAAGAGGUGAUAGGAAAAGGACCUUUCCUAGACUUACUCCAGCGUCUGGGUCUAGAACAUCACUACCCAAAAAGGAUGAGCAGAGCUGACUUCCACCUGAUCUAUAAGACUUCUGUGUAUAAUACGCAGCCACAAUCUGAACAGGAACUUCCCCUCUAUUUCCUACAAAAGCUACUGAUGCUAGAUUGUGGGUUCAGACAUCUGGUCUUCAAAAAUGAUGGAAAUGCAGAAAACCAAGACUCUGUAGGUUCCUCCAAUCAGGAAAAUGAUGUUGUUGAUCCAUACGAAGAGCUGUUUGAUGAUACUGAUGAAGUCAUUAAUUCUUCACCCACUGAGUCCCGGCCCCCCAUUCACCCAAUGGACAUCCAGAUGGCCAUUUUUCACUGUGCAGAUGAUCUUGCCAGGCAAUACAUUUUGUCCAAGCUUUCCAUUUGUCAAUUUGCACUCCCCAUUGUGGUACCAAAUCCCAACACUUCUCAGAUUCAAUUCUCUCUCUGGUCUCUCAGACAAAUCAGGAGAAGUUGGCAAGAGUCAAGUAAAUCACCACAGGACAAGAGCUACAGUCACAGGAAUCGGCAGAUGUGCUGUGUCUCUACCCCCAUAGUGUCCUUCAUUAGAGUUGGAAAAGGCUUCUCUGCUUCCAAAUCUCAGAUCAUGAACUCUCUCCUAAGUAGACAUAAACACGAUUUGUUUUUUCACAGACACUGCAAAGGAAGUAGCAAAGACUGUCUCUUGAUGGAGGGAGUGGUGGAGAUCUGCUGGUUCUUUCCUGGGGGUCAAGAUGAGGACAGAUUUGACAAAUGUGUGGCCUUCACCAAUCUUCAUGGAGAUGCCAAAGAACAUAGACAACAACUCAGCUUCCUGCAGGAUGUCUCUUCUCUCUUUGUGAUCCUCAUGUCAGCUUCAGAAAAUGAUAAAGAAAACAAAAACCUAGUCAGACACCUGUGGCAGUCAUUAAAACCUGUGAUCUGUUUGAUUGAUGACAAAGAAAAAUUCAUGACUAAUAAUUCAGGCAGAAGGGUGAGGAUUGGCAUUAAGAAUAGAAAUGAGGCAGAAUUAACAGAAGAACUCAUGACUACCAUUAAACAGUUACUAGAAAUCUCUGGCACAGCUCUCAGCAUAGAAGACUGUUCACAGGUGGCUCAAAAACUAGGAUUCAUGAUUGAUGAAGAUCAAAGAAAAUUGAAGGAAGCCAAAAAAACCGCACAAGUUUGGGAAGGCCUGAAACAAUUUAGAGUAUCUCAGAUAAAAGAAAUCUGCCUGCCUCUUCAGGGACAACUGUGGCACCGCUGGUGUAAGAAGGACAAAGAACUCUAUCAUCUGCAAGAAAAAGGGAAUAGGAGCAUUGAACAACACAAGAGUGAAAUUCAGACAGAAAAACAAAAAAUACGACGGCAGCAAUUUAAAAAGGCCUUCCCUCUCAAUGGUUUUAUGCAAUCUGUCCUACAAAUUCUCAAAGAAAACUCAGAAAAUGAUCCCAAACUCUACUUCUUAUACUGGUUAAGUGUGGUUUUGGAAAAUCUAACCAUGGAACAUUUGGAGAGUUUACAUGAAAAACAGAAAAACUUGUGGUCACAGGUACAGGCAGAAAAGCAAAAAGCACAGAAUACCUUCCUGACACCCAUACAGAAGCAGGUAGACGACAUCUCUACUGAGAUUAUUAACAGCACUUUUGAAAUUAAGCACAUUCUCCGAGAACUUGGCCAGCUCUAUGAAGCUCUAGAAGAAACUUCCUCCCCCAGAGAUAUUCUUCCUCUCUGCCUCCCCCAGAUUGCUGCAGACCUGAUGGUAGCUGGUGUUCCCAUUGAGCUGAUGGAUGGGGAUGCUUCAUAUGUGCCUCUAAGGUGGGUGACAGCUGUUUUUGACAAGAUCUCAGAAAAAGUUGGAGACAAAAGGCUUUUUGUUCUCUCUGUCCUUGGCCUACAGAGCUCGGGGAAAUCCACCCUACUGAAUGCACUGUUUGGUCUCCAGUUUAAAGUCAGCGCAGGAAGGUGCACCAAGGGGGCCUACAUGCAGCUCCUGAAGGUGGAAGAGACAUUCACAGAAGAACUUGGCUUUGAUUUUAUUCUUGUUGUAGACACAGAAGGACUUCGGGCUCCAGAACUCAACAAAACAUCCCAGAAUUGGGACAAUGAGUUGGCAACAUUUGUCACUGGCCUUGGAAACUUGACUCUGAUCAAUAUUUUUGGGGAGAAUCCAUCUGAGAUGCAGGAUAUCCUACAAAUUGUUGUCCAGGCCUUUCUGAGGAUGAAACAAGUGAAAAUCUCCCCCAGUUGCAUCUUUGUCCAUCAGAAUGUGGGAGAAGUUACAGCUAAAGACCAAACUGUGGAAGGCCGAAGGAGACUGGAGCAGAGACUGGAUGAGAUGACAGCAUUAGCUGCCGAACAGGAAGAGUGCUCAAACAUAAGCCGCUUCAGCGAUGUAAUUAAAUUUGAUGUGAAUAAGCAUGUCUACUAUUUUGCUCACCUCUGGGAUGGUAAUCCCCCAAUGGCCCCUCCCAAUCCUCGCUAUAGCCACAAUGUCCAGGAACUGAAAAGUGGGAUUCUUAGGACUGCCCAACAGGAAACCAAGGGAAAGAUCAUGAAGAUCUCAGAUGUAAAAUUCCGAAUUCAGGAUUUGUGGAAAGCCCUGGUCAGUGAGAACUUCAUUUUCAGUUUCAGAAACACCCUAGAGGUCAUAGCCAUGAGUAAACUGGAAACCAUGUAUAACCACUGGACCUGGGAGCUGAGGAGCUAUGUACUUGACUUACAGAAUCAGUUGAACAAUCAGAUUCAGAAUGAGAAAAUCCUGACACUCACAAGUAAUGCAUUAGAACAUCCAGUUCACAAGAAAUAUGAAACCAUCAAGCAAGAAUUUGACAAGUAUUUUAAAGAAGACCCAGAUAGUGAAACUUUGAUUCAAUGGAAAGCAAAAUUUGAAAAUAAGCUAUUAUUUCUUAAAGAUGCACUUAUUUCAGAUACCAGAAAGAAAUGUGAUGUGCUUAUCAGUCUUAAACAAAGCCAAGAAACACUCAAUAACCAAAAGUCACAAUAUGAAAAUGAACUGUUAGAGAGAAGCAGAGAGUUGGCUUUGAGUGUGAAGGGUAAAGAAUUAAGUGAUGAAGAGUUGCAUGAGAAAUUCGAUCAACUUUGGAGAAGUUGGAUCUACAAAGUUUCUUUGACUGUACCUCUUGUCAAACAGCCUGACAUUGUUUGGGAUGCUGAAAAUAUCCUUCUGGAGCAUUUCAAAAAGGAGAAAAACAUUGCAGAAAGACUUAAAAAGAACUCUGGAGAAAUGUUUGAAAUCAAUUAUGACAAACAUGUCCAAAUGAAACGAAAAUUUCUUGUAGCUCGAAGGAGUUUAGAGUCCUGUCAUAAAGAGUCCAUUAAUAAAACUACUAAUAACAUUUAUUUAAGAUUUCAUGAAACAAUUAAAAACAUUUGGAAGCAAAAGCGUGAUUACAGUCAGAGUGAUUUUCAUGAAAUCUUGAGUAUAAUAGAAAAAGAACUGAAAUCUGUUCCCCCUGAGGAAGACUACACAUUUACCAGAGAGUACAGCAUUGACUUAUCCUCCUGCUUGUUUCAUAAAGCCUCAAAGAGUUUCAGAGAAAUCCAUAUGACAUUCAAGAGAGCAAAUGAUCCUGUGAACUAUCUGGAGAGCAAGAAAGACAAUUUCUUCAUGAGUUUUAAGAUCUCCUGCCAAGGUGCCACCUCCAUCACAUCUUUUGUGGACUUCCUGUGGCUCAAGCUCACUCGUGCUGUCUCUGCCACUAUAUGGGAGAAAAUGGGCCUUAAAGUAGCUGGGGACAUGAGAGCCACCUGCCCUGCAUUCAAUGGAAACAGGGCUAACCUGGAGAAACAUGUUCUCAUUUCUCUGGCAGAAAAGGAAAACUUUGAUAAGUAUUGGCAAUACAUUCAUUAUCCAGAAUUCUUUUUCAGGGAUUACAUUAGAGACCACAUUACAAGAUACUGUUCAGAGAAAGGUGAAAGAAUAAAGACAUUUUUAGAAAUAAGUUUAGGGGACAUAAAGAAUGCCAUCCUCUCUGCCAUUCAUAAGACCACAGAAGUAGCAAAUGAUAGCAGUACUGCUUCUCGCUGGUUGGAUUUGUUCUGUGAUCAUCUAGGGAGCCACCUGAUCUUUCCAAGAAGAGACCUGAUAAGCAUCGAGCACCAGGAGUUAAAGGACACUGAGUUUCUCAAAGAAGCCAUGAGUGCAGCUUUGGAUCCCGCACUGAGGAAAGUCAAAGAUGACUGCUCAAGUAAGCCCAUAGAUGAAAUGGUUCCUGACAUUGAGAAAAUUCUCUCUGAUCAUCUCUGUGGCUGCUGGAAGCAGUGUCCUUUUUGUAAAGCAAUUUGUACCAACACCAUUCCUGAACAUGAUGGAGACCACAGUGUGCCAUUCCACCGUCCUCAGGCUGUCAAUGGAUGGCAUUAUCAUAAAACAGACUACUUUACCAUUGAGUGCUGUACUACUUCUGUAGCAAGUGAUCGUUCAUUUAUUUUACAUGACCUCCGGACGUUCCCAUACAAGAAAUAUCGAGCAGCAGGAGGUGAUUUUGCCACGUGGAGCAUCACCCCAGACUCAACUACCCAGCCAUAUUGGAAAUGGUUUGUCUGUCACUUCAGAUCAGAGCUAGAAGAGAAAUACAAAAAAAAAUUUUCAAAGUUAGGUACUAUUCCAGAUUCAUGGACCAGAAUCACAAAGAGAGAAGUACUUGAUGACUUGAAAAAUUAGAAAUUGCCACAAACAGAACACUAGCACUGCCACACAAAUUUCACAUUAGUCAAAUGCCUAAUAGCAAUUAAGAUAGCCUCUUCAAGGUUCUACCUUUAAAAUGAAAUAAACAUUUCAAUAUUUGAAGAUUUUCCUCUAAAAUAAACUUUUUCUCCUUUGAUUUCUUCUGCUAAAACAUGUGCUAAACAUGAGAAUGUAUGAUAAAAUCAGUAUUCAUUCAAAAGCCUCUUUCAUACUUGAUUAUUUCUAAUAUUUGCUUAAAUAUUUAGUGACUCAGGAAAAGUUGUUUUAUUAGAAGAAGAAGCUAGUAUUUCUGGAUUUGACAGAGUCCUUUAGAGCAACUGAGUGAGAAACUCAACGAGCAAAUACAUCUGGGGAAAUGCUACAAUCUUUCUUAAAUUAGUUUAAAUAGAUGUUUUCACCCACCCUAGUUAUGAGAAAACCUUGCUGACUUUCAUUGUAUCAACCUUUAUUAAUUAUUAAGGAUGCCAAAGUAGAGCAAUUUAAAUAGCCUCUGUUCUGGGGGGAAAAAUUAACAUUUGCUCAGAACAAAGCUAUGGAUUUAGGAAAGAUUUUCACACAAAUAAGGGGAAAAUAAAAAAAAUAUUUUUCAUAUUAUAUUAUUACUGUUUUUCCAUUAUAUCUUUGUAUAUUUCUGUUGAUCAUUGAAAAACAAAGACAAAUCACAAAUAUUAGUAUUGAAACCUGAAGUACAUAGCUACAAACUCUAUAACCUGUAACAGUGACACGCCUGCAAGUUAUACAACU
This is a messenger RNA of Myodes glareolus (Bank vole), 8271 nucleotides long. Its product is annotated as interferon-induced very large GTPase 1-like. Gene Ontology annotation, molecular function: GTP binding. The record is from RefSeq and is a predicted model, not a curated record. NCBI's taxonomy places the organism in Eukaryota, Metazoa, Chordata, Mammalia, Rodentia, Cricetidae.